Messenger RNA from Meloidogyne enterolobii, 2896 nucleotides. The record is from the annotation of a GenBank genome assembly. NCBI's taxonomy places the organism in Eukaryota, Metazoa, Nematoda, Chromadorea, Rhabditida, Meloidogynidae.
AUGGAAAACUGCGAAAGAGUAUCAGUCACAAUCUUGGAACGAUGUUACCGCUCGCACCCGAUUAUAACUGAAUGCUUCGACUAUUCUUCAUAUGAGAAACACGGCGAAAGAGUAAUCGCAGCUGUUCCCGCAUCAAAGCGUACAGGAUUGACAAAUCUUGGAAUAAAUCUUCCGGUGAAUGACAUUCCACUCAUACUUCUUAAUAUAAGAGGAACAAUAGAGCAGGACAGCUCCUCCUACUCGUUAUCCUCACCUGAACAGACAGAAGCAGCGAUUAUAAUUGCAAAAGCGCUGGAACACCGAGAUCCUCAAGGUGUUGCCAUUAUUUGUCUCUACACGUACCAAUGCGAAAAGAUAAGAGAAAGGCUCCAACAAGAAAAUCUACAAGUAUCUGUGAACUCUGUAGACGCGUUUCAAAGCCGCGAGCACCGUUUAAUCAUUCUUGUAACAACGAGCACCAAAUCGCCUGGAUCAGCAGCUCGCGCCGAUGCUUCUGACUUUUUGAAAGACAGCCGACGUGCCACGGUUGCAUUGUCCAGGGCACAAAGUGGACUAAUCAUUAUUGCCGAUUUUGAAGCUAUACGAGAAGGCGAGACGUGGAGAAGAUUCAUCACUGCGGCAAAGCAACACACUCCCUUUGUUGACGAACGCUAUUUGGAGGUUAUGGAAAAUGAGGAACCAACACGCGACUCGAAUGGAGUACUCAAUGAUUUAAAAGGAAGGUCAAUUGAAGUUAAAGUAGAAGAAGUUAAACUAAUACGUGGUGGUGAACUAAGAACAGGAAGAGGAAAAAUGAUUUGCAACAGAUGUGGAAAUCCCGGACACUUGGCAAGAGACUAUAGUAUAGGACAACAACAAAAUAAUUUUUUACAUCCAAAAAAUUUGGAAGGGAAAGUUUGUUUUCAUUAUAUUAACGAAUUGGAAAGAUUAAAAAAUGAGCUUAUCGAAUUACAAGAAGAAAAUAAACAAUUAAAAAAAUUGGCUAGCAGCCGCGAUUUUCGUCCUGUUGAACCGGACCAAUUUUUAAUACAUAAACCGCCGGCAGAAAAUUUAGCAAGUGAUUAUGGGGGAGCUGAUACAGCGCUUAGAAAGGUUGCCCCACUCGUUGUUGCAGCAGAACAACGUUUAAAGGGACAGUUAUAUUCUAAAGAACAUGAAGAGGCUAGGAGGAAUCUUCAAAAUAAUAUUUGGGAAUUAUUUUUGAGAAUUAAUAGUCAGGAAUUUGGAAAAUUAAUUGGAAAAGCGAACACAGAAAUUUUAAAACAACAAUUUGAACACAUUCUGACACAAUCUAGAAUACUUUCUGUUGUCGAUAGAGCUCAUGAAUGGCAUAAAAAAGUUUUAGAUAAAAUAGCUGAUAGAAUUAGAGAAAGUUUAUUUAAAUUACAAAAUCCUUCUGAUUGCAAAACUGCAAAGUUUUUAGUUUGUGAGUUAAAUAAAGGUUGCGGCUUUGGUUGCCAAAUACAUCAUGUAACCUAUUGCCUUAUAAUGGCUGCAGCUUCUAAUAGAACACUAGUACUUGAAAGAGACGGGUCGUCCUGGCGUUAUUCUGAAAAUGGUUGGAAUGCGGCCUUUUUGCCCAUUGGAAAAUGUUCAUGGGCCGAGCAUAUAACAAAUAACCUUCAUAUAGAACCAUUUAAUGGAUUAUCCCAAACUACCAAAAUUGUUCGAUUGCCAAUAGUAGAUGUUCUUACAACUAAACCAAAACAACUUCCUCUUGCAUUUCCGUCCCAAUUUUCUGAUUUAUUGCUCAUGCAUCAUUCAGCCCCUCCAGCCUUUUUUAUUGGCCAAUUUUUAAAUUUUCUUAUGCGGGAAAAUGAAGAAGUAAAGAAAUUUGUUUUGCAAGCAAAAGAGAAAAUACCUUUCCAUCUUGGUCCAAUAGUCGGUCUACAGAUUCGACGUACAGACAAAGUUGGAACUGAAGCUGCCUUUCAUAACUUAGAGGAAUAUAUGGAAUGGGCCGAUCUUUGGUUUAAGAUAGAAAGAAAACGUUUAAAUUUCCCUUUAUUGCCUAAACGUGUAUUUAUUGCAACUGACGAUCCUUCUGUUAUUACUGAAGCUAGGGAGAAAUAUGGAAGUAAUGGAUGGAUGAUAUUUGGAAAUGAUGAAAUAGCAAAUGGUGGGGCAGCAAAGCCAAAUACCCGUUAUACCGAUCGCUCACUUCUUGGUGUUAUUACAGAUGUUAGAUUAUUAGCUGAAUGUAGUUACAUUGUUUGUACUUUUAGUAGUCAGGUUUGUCGAAUUGGUUAUGAAUUAAUGCAGACAAGAGUAGGCGAUGCUGGUAACGAUGUACAUUCUAUAGAUGAUAUUUACUACUUUGGUGGACAAUCGGCUCACGAAAUGGAAGCUAUUGAUGGAUUUAAAGCAGAAAACGAUGAGCAAAUAGAUUUAAAUAAAGGAGAUAUAAUUGGAAUAGCGGGUAAUCAUUGGAAUGGUUGGUCAAUGGGGAAGAAUAAACGUACUGGUCGUUCUGGCCUUUUUCCUUCUUAUUUGGUACGCGAGAAAUGGAUAAUUGAAGACUUUCCUAUUUUUGAGAAGUAAAUACAGUCAGACAAUUUUUCUUUUUUUAUUUAAUAUUGAACUAAAGGGUUUGAUUCAGACUUGGUAAUGGACAUGUGUUUUGGUAUCCUGAUAUUUACUGCGGAUACAGGCAGAUAACCGCAGGCAUUUUGAAAUUAUCUGUAUCUAUAUCCUUAACCAUUACCAAGUCUGGUUUGAUUAAUUCAUGGAAAGAGCGGAGUGGGGUUAACUCGGAAUACCCAGCCCGGUUAGUUUAAAAUGACAAUCCGUAUACGGGGCCCUGAAAUCUGAAAAGUUCGAAUUCUUUGUAGUCUACUUCCUUCCCCAUUUUAAUCCAGUUUUGUUUAGUCUUGAGUCGCUCAGUCUUGAAUUAGCU